AUGUCUGUCGUUGUAGUUGCGCCGCAUAUAGGCCCGUUCUCGAUCAGUGACGGUCCAGCUAACUCGGGCGACAUGGUCUCGGCCACCUGUUCAAUAAUGAAAGGCGACUUUCCGGUAGAGAUCGUUUGGAGGUUUAACGAUAGGGCGAUAGGUUUCAACGAUCCGGACGUAACAAUCACGAGGAUCAAUAAGCAUAUGAGCGCGCUGAGCAUCGAGUCCGUGGCAGCGAGACACGCGGGCGAGUAUACGUGCGUCGCGACGAACCGAGCUGGAAACGUCAGCCACUCGACGACUCUGGCCGUGAACGGUAUCUAUCUGAGAAGAGAACAAGCACGCUUGCACUUCGCGGCGCCCGUUUCUCCUCCAGUUGCACCGCAGAUCUUUCCAUUCACGUUCGGCGACGAGCCGGUGAACUCGGGCGAGGCGAUCUCGGCGACUUGCUCGAUCCUCAAGGGUGACUUCCCGAUGGACAUAUCCUGGGCGUUCAACGGCGUGUCGAUCGACGCCGAGAGAAGCGAUCAGUACACGAUCACGAGGAGCAAGCGGCUGAGCGUGUUGGCGAUCGAUGCGGUGGCCGCAAGACACGCGGGAGAGUACACUUGCACCGCGUCGAACAAGGCUGGAGCCUCGAGCCACACGGCCGUGUUAGCCGUGAACGUCGCGCCGCAGAUCGCGCCGUUUUCCAUCGGCGACGAGCCCGCGAAUUGGGGAGAGGCAGUCUCGGCGGUUUGCACCAUCGUUAAGGGCGAUCUGCCGAUCGAGGUAGCGUGGGCGUUGAACGGCGAGCCUGUCACUAGCAAGAAUCACGGUGAUAUCACGAUAUCGAGUACCGGCAAGCGAGUCAGUCUGAUGACCAUCGAGGCCGUGAGCGCCAGACACGCAGGGGAAUACACUUGCACAGCGUCGAACGCAGCCGGAGCGACGAGCUAUUCGGCCACCUUGGCCGUCAACGUCGCUCCACAGAUCGCGCCAUUUUCUAUCGGCGAGGAACCAGCGAAUUGGGGCGAACAGGUGUCUGCGAUGUGCAGCAUCCUGAAAGGAGACUCGCCGAUCGAGAUACGGUGGAGUUUGAACGGGGAACCGAUCACACGUGCUAGUCACCCGGACGUAAGCGUGACGAAAACCGGGAGAAAGAACUCGGUGCUAAUCAUCGACUCAGUCACCGCGCACCACGCUGGCGAAUAUACUUGCGUUGCGAGCAACUUGGUGGGAUCCGUCAGCCGUUCGGCAGUGUUAUCGGUGAACGUCUCUCCGCAGAUCGCGCCGAUCUCCUUUGGCGAGGAACCGGUGAACGCCGGUGAUCUGGUCUCGGUACAGUGCGUGGUGACUAAAGGCGACUCUCCUCUGGAGAUCACUUGGACCUUCGAAAGCCAGCCGAUCAGAUCCGAUCGAAUGGACGUGAUCGUGUCUAGCUCCGGGAAACGCGUCAAGCAACUGACCAUUGAGUCCGUAGCUGCGAGACACGCCGGGGAGUACACCUGCGUUGCCUCGAACGCCGCUGGAUCGACCUCGCAUUCGGCCAAAUUGGACGUCAACGUCAUUCCGAAAUUAUUGCCGUUCACGUUCGGCGAGAAACCGCUUAACUCGGGUCAAGUAGUAACGGUACCGUGCGCCGUGGUCGAGGGCGAUCAACCCUUGAAGCUCCGCUGGACCUUAAACGGUCAUGCGAUCUCGCCGCACUCUGGAAUCUCAAUCGUGGAUCUUGGCGGACGGGGCGCCAUACUCAGCAUAGGAUCCGUCCAGGCGACACACGCUGGGACGUACACGUGUAUCGCGGAAAACCUUGCCGGAAGGCACGAGCUCUCGGCCGAUCUGAUUGUCAACGUCGCUCCGCAUCUGCAGCCGUUCUCGUUCGACGAGGCCAACUCCGGCGAUCUGAUAAUCGUCCAUUGCGCGGUCGUGAAGGGGGACACGCCGAUUUCGCUCAAGUGGUUGUUCGAGGGACGCCAUUUAGAAGUAGGCGACGGAGUGGGUAUCACCGCGUUGGGGGAUAGAGUGUCCGCUCUGACGAUCCCCGCAGUCAGGGGAGAGCAUGCCGGCGAGUAUGCUUGCGUCGCCGAUAAUCCAGCCGGUCGUGCUAGGCACAGCGCCCAUCUCAAAGUCAAUGGUACAGAGAAACGAGAGAUCACGCACGUAAUCAUGUCUUGCCACGGAUCAGUCCGUUCGAUUUUGGGGAUCAACCGAUUUAUGCGGGGCAGGCCGCCCAAUUGGCGUGCAUGGUGCUGGUGGGUGACACACCGAUCGAUAUUGCCUGGACCCACGAGGACCAGCCUCUGUCGCAAUUCAUGGGAUACAACGUCGGGAAACUCGGCCCACGGACGAGUAUCAUGCUGAUCGAGCCGGUAACACCGGAGCACGCUGGACGUUACACGUGUAUCGCCAGCAAUCCGUCCGGCAAGGCGACGCACGAGGCGACGUUGCGAGUUCACGUACCUCCGCGCUGGAUUCUGGAACCCACCGAUAAGGCAUUCGCUCAAGGCUCCGACGCCCGCGUCGAAUGCAAAGCUGACGGUUUCCCCAAGCCCCAGGUCACGUGGAAGAAAGCUGCUGGAGAUACACCGGGCGAUUAUACCGAUUUGAAACUGAGCAACCCAGACAUCAGCGUCGAGGAUGGAACCCUGUCAAUCAAUAACAUUCAGAAGACGAACGAAGGCUAUUAUCUGUGCGAGGCUGUAAAUGGAAUUGGUGCAGGGCUCUCGGCUGUUAUUUUCAUCUCGGUUCAGGCUCCACCUCAUUUUGAGAUCAAACUGAAGAACCAAACGGCAAGACGCGGAGAACCAGCUGUGUUGCAAUGCGAGGCUCAAGGCGAGAAACCAAUCGGCAUCUUAUGGAACAUGAACAACAAGAGACUGGACCCGAAGAGCGAUUCUCGUUACACCAUCCGCGAAGAAAUUUUGGCCAACGGCGUACUGUCUGAUCUUAGCAUCAAAAGAACCGAGAGAAGUGACUCUGCCCUGUUCACCUGCGUUGCUACCAAUGCCUUUGGAAGCGAUGACACCAGUAUCAAUAUGAUUGUACAAGAGGUUCCUGAAGUUCCAUACGGCCUGAAGGUAUUAGAUAAAUCUGGACGAUCGGUUCAAUUAUCCUGGGCAGCACCGUACGAUGGAAACAGCCCUAUCAAACGCUAUGUCAUCGAAUACAAGAUCAGCAAAGGCUCGUGGGAAACAGACAUCGAUAGAGUGCUGGUACCUGGAUCACAACAGAAUGUAGCUGGCGUUUUCAACUUGAGACCUGCCACCACGUAUCACCUGAGAAUUGUUGCUGAAAACGAAAUUGGCGCGUCCGAUCCCUCUGAUACUGUCACAAUUAUCACUGCUGAAGAAGCUCCUAGCGGUCCACCAACCUCUGUUCGCGUUGACGCCCUUGAUCAGCACACUCUUAAGGUAACAUGGAAACCACCCCCGCGAGAAGACUGGAAUGGCGAAAUUCUUGGAUACUAUGUUGGCUACAAACUCUCCUCCUCCUCUGAUUACAUUUAUGAAACUGUGGACUUCUCGAAGGAAGAUGGAAAGGAACACCAUUUGCAGAUCAUGAACCUGAAGACCUACACUCAAUACAGCGUUGUCGUUCAAGCAUUUAACAAAGUUGGAUCGGGACCAAUAAGCGAGGAACGAAGACAGCACACUGCUGAAGGAGUGCCUGAACAACCCCCUCACGACACCACUUGCACCACUUUGACUUCUCAAACUAUCAGAGUUUCCUGGAUGUCGCCGCCUCUUAGCGCUGCCAACGGAGUCAUUACCGGAUACAAGGUUAUUUACGGACCAUCUGAUACCUGGUAUGAUGAGAACACGAAGGAUACCAAGAUCACUUCCUCCAGCGAGACUAUUUUACAUGGAUUAAAGAAAUAUACCAACUACACUAUGCAGGUUCUGGCUUUCACUUCUGGUGGCGAUGGAGUUAAAUCUGCACCUAUUCACUGCCAAACGGAACAGGAUGCCCCCGAAGCACCUAUCGCAAUCAAGGCUCUCGUUAUGUCGGCUGAAUCGAUUCUCGUUUCGUGGCGUCCACCAAGCCAGCCAAAUGGAGUGAUCACCCAAUAUAUUGUUUACACCAAGGCAGACAACGCGGAAGAACCGACUAGCCAGAAAGUACCACCGAAUCAAUUAACUCACGAGGCAUCUGGAUUGGACAAACAGCGCAGAUAUGACUUCUGGGUAACUGCUAGCACCAAUAUUGGAGAAGGAGAGGCUUCGAAAAUCGUGGCAUUGGCACCAAGCGUACGAGUACCGGCAAAGAUCGCAUCGUUCGAUGAUAAAUUCACUGCUACCUAUAAGGAAGAUGUAAAAUUACCCUGCCUGGCUGUCGGUGUACCUGCACCGGAAGUUACAUGGAAAGUACGUGGCGCCGUUCUCCAAUCUAGCGACAGACUGCGACAAUUGCCCGAAGGAUCUUUGUUCAUCAAGGAAGUCGAUCGUACCGAUGCUGGAGAAUACUCUUGCUACGUUGAAAAUUCGUUUGGACACGAUACCGUUACGCAUCAACUGAUUGUUCAUGGUGAGUGA
Molecule: messenger RNA, 4505 nt
Organism: Heterotrigona itama
Lineage: Eukaryota; Metazoa; Arthropoda; Insecta; Hymenoptera; Apidae
Source: the annotation of a GenBank genome assembly